This is a messenger RNA of Nomascus leucogenys (northern white-cheeked gibbon), 2312 nucleotides long. The record is from RefSeq and is a predicted model, not a curated record. Lineage: Eukaryota; Metazoa; Chordata; Mammalia; Primates; Hylobatidae.
UCAACUGUGAAUGUCAUAGUUAGCUACUUUCAACUGGAAGCUACAACAUGGAUUUAUGGAAUCUGUCUUGGUUUCUGUUCUUGGAUGCUCUUCUCGUGAUUUCUGGCUUGCCAACUCCAGAAAACUUUGAUGUAGAUGGCGGAAUGGACCAGGACAUAUUUGAUAUCAAUGAAGGUUUGGGACUGGAUCUUUUUGAGGGUGACAUCAGACUUGAUAGGGCACAAAUUAGAAAUUCCAUCAUCGGAGAAAUGUAUAGAUGGCCUCAUACCAUUCCAUAUGUUCUAGAAGAUAGCUUGGAAAUGAAUGCUAAGGGAGUUAUCCUCAAUGCAUUUGAACGUUAUCGCCUAAAAACAUGUAUUGACUUUAAGCCUUGGGCUGGAGAAACAAACUAUAUAUCAGUGUUCAAGGGCAGUGGCUGCUGGUCUUCAGUAGGAAAUAGGCGGGUUGGGAAGCAAGAACUUUCCAUCGGGGCAAACUGUGACCGAAUAGCAACGGUUCAACACGAGUUCCUCCAUGCUCUGGGAUUCUGGCACGAGCAGUCGCGUUCCGACCGGGAUGACUAUGUCAGGAUAAUGUGGGACAGAAUUCUGUCAGGCAGAGAGCACAAUUUUAACACCUAUAGUGACGACGUAUCAGAUUCCCUGAAUGUUCCCUAUGAUUACACUUCAGUAAUGCACUACAGUAAAACUGCAUUCCAAAACGGAACGGAGCCGACAAUUGUCACAAGAAUCUCAGACUUUGAGGAUGUGAUCGGCCAACGAAUGGAUUUCAGUGACUCUGAUCUCCUAAAGUUGAAUCAACUGUAUAACUGCUCCUCUUCCUUGAGUUUUAUGGACUCAUGCAGUUUUGAACUGGAAAAUGUAUGUGGCAUGAUCCAAAGUUCAGGAGAUAAUGCUGACUGGCAACGGGUUUCACAGGUUCCCAGGGGGCCAGAGAAUGAUCACUCCAACAUGGGCCAGUGCCAAGGUUCUGGUUUCUUCAUGCAUUUCGAUAGCAGCUCUGUAAAUGUGGGAGCCACAGCAGUGCUGGAAAGUAGAACGCUGUACCCUAAAAGAGGAUUUCAGUGCUUGCAAUUUUACUUAUAUAACAGUGGCAGUGAAAGUGAUCAACUGAACAUCUACAUCAGGGAGUAUUCUGCAGACAAUGUGGAUGGCAAUUUAACCCUUGUGGAAGAAAUAAAAGAAAUACCCACUGGGAGCUGGCAACUUUAUCAUGUAACAUUGGAAGUGACCAAGAAGUUUAGAGUGGUGUUUGAAGGACGCAAAGGCUCUGGUGCAUCACUGGGUGGUCUGUCUAUUGAUGACAUUAAUCUUUCGGAAACACGGUGCCCUCAUCAUAUCUGGCAUAUAAGGAAUUUCACACAGUUCAUUGGCAGCCCAAAUGGAACUCUGUAUAGCCCUCCAUUUUACUCUUCUAAAGGUUAUGCCUUUCAGAUUUACUUAAAUCUAAUCCAUGUGACUAAUGCAGGGAUAUAUUUCCACUUGAUCUCUGGAGCCAAUGAUGAUCAAUUACAGUGGCCAUGUCCUUGGCAACAAGCCACAAUGACACUUUUGGAUCAAAAUCCUGACAUUCGACAGCGUAUGUCCAAUCAGCGGAGUAUAACUACAGACCCAUUUAUGACCACUGAUAAUGGAAACUAUUUUUGGGACAGGCCUUCCAAAGUGGGAGCAGUGGCUUUUUUCCCUAAUGGAACUCAGUUUAGAAGAGGUGGGGGCUAUGGAACCAGUGCCUUUAUAACCCACGAGAGGCUGAAAAGCAGAGAUUUUAUAAAAGGAGAUGAUGUUUAUAUCCUACUGACAGUGGAAGACAUAUCUCACCUCAACUCUACACAAAUCCAGCUAACACCAACCCCUAGUGUUCAAGACCUCUGCUCAAAAACCACCUGUGAAAAUGAUGGUGUCUGCACUGUUCGAGAUGGCAAAGCUGAGUGCAGGUGCCAGUCAGGGGAAGACUGGUGGUACAUGGGAGAAAGGUGUGAAAAGAGAGGCUCCACCCGAGACACCAUAGUCAUUGCUGUUUCAUCUACUGUUGCUGUGUUCGCCUUGAUGCUGAUCAUCACUCUUGUCAGUGUCUAUUGCACCAGGAAGAAAUAUCGUGAAAGGAUGAGCUCAAAUAGACCAAACUUGACUCCACAAAAUCAGCAUGCUUUUUGAAGAUUAACUCGACAAUAUGGCCAGCAAUUGAAAUUAAAAAGGAUUCUUCAUCAUGGAUUUCGCCUAAGUGAUAUUACAGCCACCUCAUUCUUCUAAAAAUGGAUCUUUUUCUGUAAAUAGCUGGAAAUACUAUAAAUCACUAUUUUGGUCAAAGUCAAA